AUGGAAGGUCACAAUUCGUAUGGAACAUCGUGGGCUGAUCAAUGGGAUGACGGCCCGGACCCCGUCGCCGUUCAGGGGAAAAAGAAAAGCAAUGGCACAGGAGCCAAGUAUAAACAGAAGGUAGGAGAAGGGUUGGAGAAGACAAAAGCGGUGGCUUCAACUGGGUUGAAGAAAGUGAAGGAGGGGACGUCUGUUGGGUUUCACUGGAUCAAAGACAAGUAUCAGAAGACUACCCAGAAACACUAAUACAAAACAAUCCUAGUGUUGGAUCUAGUUGUAUUUUGUUGACUUCUUCUUGUUUUUUUUUUUUUUUUUCUUUUAUUGAUUUGAUUUAUAUUUUGUUAUUAUGUAGAAUAUGGAGUUUCUAUGGUUUAUUUUUUUCUCUUUCGUUUUCAAAUAUAGCUCUCUUCCUGCA
Molecule: messenger RNA, 415 nt
Organism: Mangifera indica (mango)
Lineage: Eukaryota; Viridiplantae; Streptophyta; Magnoliopsida; Sapindales; Anacardiaceae
Exons: 1
Coding region: 1-246 (81 amino acids)
Source: RefSeq, a predicted model, not a curated record